Messenger RNA from Puma concolor (puma), 2658 nucleotides. NCBI's taxonomy places the organism in Eukaryota, Metazoa, Chordata, Mammalia, Carnivora, Felidae. The record is from RefSeq and is a predicted model, not a curated record.
AUGGCGGAGACCAACAACGAAUGCAGCAUCAAGGUGCUCUGCCGAUUUCGGCCCCUGAACCAGGCCGAGAUUCUGCGGGGAGACAAGUUCAUCCCAAUUUUCCAAGGGGACGACAGCGUCGUUAUUGGGGGGAAGCCAUAUGUCUUUGACCGGGUGUUCCCUCCAAACACGACCCAGGAGCAAGUUUAUCAUGCAUGCGCCAUGCAGAUUGUUAAAGAUGUCCUUGCUGGCUACAAUGGCACCAUUUUUGCUUAUGGACAGACAUCCUCAGGGAAAACACAUACCAUGGAGGGAAAGCUGCAUGACCCUCAGCUGAUGGGAAUCAUUCCUCGAAUUGCCCGAGACAUCUUUAACCACAUUUACUCCAUGGAUGAAAACCUUGAGUUCCACAUCAAGGUUUCUUACUUUGAGAUUUACCUGGACAAAAUUCGUGACCUUCUGGAUGUGACCAAGACAAAUCUAUCUGUGCAUGAGGACAAGAAUCGGGUGCCAUUUGUCAAGGGUUGUACUGAACGCUUUGUGUCCAGCCCAGAGGAGAUUUUAGAUGUGAUUGAUGAGGGGAAAUCAAAUCGUCACGUGGCUGUCACCAACAUGAACGAACACAGCUCUCGGAGCCACAGCAUCUUCCUCAUCAACAUCAAGCAGGAGAACAUGGAGACCGAGCAGAAGCUCAGUGGGAAGCUGUAUCUAGUGGACCUGGCAGGGAGCGAGAAGGUCAGCAAGACCGGAGCAGAGGGAGCCGUGUUGGACGAAGCAAAAAAUAUCAACAAGUCACUGUCGGCCCUCGGGAAUGUCAUCUCCGCGCUGGCUGAGGGCACAAAAAGCUACGUUCCCUAUCGUGACAGCAAAAUGACACGGAUCCUCCAGGACUCUCUGGGAGGAAACUGCCGGACAACUAUGUUCAUCUGCUGCUCACCGUCCAGCUACAACGAUGCGGAGACCAAGUCCACCCUGAUGUUUGGGCAGCGGGCAAAGACCAUUAAGAACACUGCCUCGGUGAAUCUGGAGUUGACUGCUGAGCAGUGGAAGAAGAAAUAUGAGAAGGAGAAAGAGAAGACAAAAGCUCAGAAAGAGACGAUCGCAAAGCUGGAGGCUGAGCUGAGCCGGUGGCGCAGCGGAGAGAACGUGCCUGAGACAGAGCGCCUGGCUGGGGAUGACGCAGCCCUGGGAGCGGAGCUCUGUGAGGAGACCCCUGUGAAUGACAACUCGUCCAUCGUGGUGCGCAUCGCUCCUGAGGAGAGGCAGAAAUACGAGGAGGAGAUCCGCCGCCUCUAUAAGCAGCUCGAUGACAAGGAUGAUGAGAUCAACCAGCAGAGCCAGCUCAUAGAGAAGCUUAAGCAGCAGAUGCUGGACCAGGAAGAGCUGUUGGUGUCCACCCGAGGAGACAAUGAAAAAGUCCAGCGGGAGCUGAGCCACCUGCAGUCAGAGAAUGACGCUGCUAAGGAUGAGGUGAAGGAAGUGCUACAGGCCCUGGAAGAGCUGGCCGUGAACUAUGACCAGAAGUCCCAGGAAGUGGAGGAGAAGAGCCAGCAGAACCAGCUUCUGGUGGAUGAGCUAUCUCAGAAGGUGGCCACCAUGCUGUCCCUGGAGUCUGAGUUGCAGCGGCUACAGGAGGUCAGUGGACACCAGCGAAAACGCAUUGCUGAGGUGCUGAAUGGGCUGAUGAAGGACCUGAGUGAGUUCAGUGUCAUCGUGGGCAACGGGGAGAUUAAGCUGCCGGUGGAGAUCAGCGGAGCCAUCGAGGAGGAAUUCACGGUGGCCCGACUCUAUAUCAGCAAAAUCAAAUCAGAAGUCAAGUCUGUGGUCAAGCGCUGCCGGCAGCUAGAGAACCUGCAGGUCGAAUGUCAUCGCAAAAUGGAAGUGACUGGGCGGGAACUCUCCUCCUGUCAGCUCCUCAUCUCCCAGCACGAGGCGAAGAUCCGCUCGCUUACAGAGUAUAUGCAGAGCGUGGAGCUAAAGAAGCGGCAUCUGGAAGAGUCCUAUGACUCCCUGAGUGACGAGCUGGCCAAGCUCCAGGCCCAGGAAACUGUGCAUGAAGUGGCCCUGAAGGACAAGGAGCCAGACACACAGGACACAGAUGAAGUGAAGAAGGCCCUGGAGGUGCAGAUGGAGAGUCAUCGGGAGGCCCAUCACCGGCAGCUGGCCCGGCUCCGGGACGAGAUCAAUGAGAAGCAGAAGACUAUCGAUGAGCUCAAAGACCUGAAUCAGAAGCUCCAGUUAGAGCUAGAGAAGCUUCAGGCUGACUACGAGAAGCUGAAGAAUGAAGAGCAUGAGAAGAGCAGCAAACUCCAGGAGCUGACAUUUCUGUAUGAGCGACAUGAACAGUCCAAGCAGGACCUCAAGGGUCUGGAGGAGACAGUUGCCCGGGAACUCCAGACCCUCCACAACCUUCGCAAACUGUUCGUUCAAGACGUCACGACUCGAGUCAAGAAAAGUGCAGAAAUGGAGCCCGAGGACAGUGGGGGGAUUCACUCCCAAAAGCAGAAGAUUUCCUUUCUUGAGAACAACCUGGAACAGCUUACAAAGGUUCACAAACAGGUGGAUGACUGGGUUUCAAAGUGCUGGGUCUCUUCUUCCAGGAGUGACCUGCCAUGCGGCUAUGAGGCUGAGGACCAGGCCAAGCUGUUCCCUCUCCACCAAGAGACGGCAGCCAGCUAA